AUGCUCCUAUUCUUCUUUUUUCUCGAUACACAAAAAACAGUUCUGAUGAAGUCUACUCAGUUAGCCACGCUUGCUUCACUUGCCUCGGUUGCUCUUGCAGACCUUCCUACCUUGACCUCGACCAUCGUGUCUAGUUCAUGUUCUUUGGGGCCUUCUACGUUUAAGUUCUCAAAUGAUACUACGCCUGUGACACAUGUUACACCAGAAGCUGAAUCAACAUCCGAGCUUGAGUCCACACAGCUUCCCUCCUCCAGCUCCGAGGAGGUUAUUUACGAAACCGAUAUUGUCACCAAUGACAGCAUCUUCACCACUGACAGGGUCGUUUGCAAUGGUGGCUCUUGCUACACUACCACCGGUUUGGAAACCUGGGUCACCACCACCGACACCAUCGAUGGUAUCUUGACGACUUACUUGACUCACGUCCCUGUGACAUCCACUGAAGAGACUGAGGCUUCUGCAGCAGCCACAACCACUCAGGCUCCUGAGUCUGUCGUCACUGAGUCGGAGAUUGGCACCACUGUCGUGACCAUCACCUCCUGCUCUGACAACAAGUGCAAGCCUACUGCUGUUACCACCGGCUUGACUGUUGUGACUUCCACAAUCAAGGGCGCUGAGACCAUUUACACCACCUACUGCCCAAUCAGCUCUGAGCUGUCUGUCAAGCCCAAAAAGACUAUUCAGUCUACUACCGUCGCCACUGUCACAGUCUGUUCGGAAGAUGUGUGUCACUCCUCGGCUGUUACUACCGGUGUGACCGAGUUGACCAAAACUAUCCACGGCGUGGAGAGCAUCUACACCACUUACUGCCCAAUUGAGUCUUCCACCAGUGAGCAGCCUCCCACCAGUGAGCAGCCUUCGGAACCUGUGGAGGAGAUCACCUCGUCUAAGACUGAGUACAUCACCCUCAGCAAGUCCAAGGACUAUGAAACCAGCUCUCCAACGCCUUCUGGAACAGUGAAUGUCAUCACCAACAACAUUGUGACUCAAUACUCUAAGAGCUCCUCUGUUGCUUCUGUGGUGCAGAGCACUACUCCUCUUGUUUCCACGUAUGAAGGUGCUGCUGCCCAAGCUGCUCCUGCGGUUUUCGGCCUCAUUCCAAUCGUUCUCGCACUCAUGAAACAUCUCAUUGUGGCCAAAACGUCGGUUCUACAAGUGUUCCAAAUCUUGAGUGAAACGUCUGAUAAAUCUAAAGAGAGCCACCAAUUGAGCUUGGUGCUGCAAUACCGUUUACAGGGCAAGGUGACUGACUUGAAGCCGAUUCGUACUUUGGAAUCGCUCAACCUUGACUAUCUUUUAGUGUCUACCGAAAGUGCUAAAUUCUCUUGCAUAAAAUGGGAUGCAUCAAAACAUACCAUUCAAACAGUUUCAUUGCAUUUCUAUGAGCAUUUGAUGGAGGAAACCGCCUAUCAGCUAAACAAAAGCUCUCAGCUCAUCGUCGAUCCAAAUUCAAAUGCCAUGGCGUGCUUACGCCAAGCCAAUGUGCUCAUCUUUUUACCCUUCCACCAAGUUGAAGAUGAUGACGAUGACGAUGAUGAUGACACUGGCGAUGAUAUUGUUGAUGAUAACGGAGCCGAAGUAAACAACGAUCGUGAGAAGGAAGAACAACAUGAACCAACUUCUCCAAACACCAGUAAGGAUGAACGGGCUCCACUCGUUCCCCUGAUUGACGCCCUCGGUCCUAGGGCCAGAAAUAUCUCCUUAUUCGAAGAAAGUUUAGUGCUAGAGGUUAAUUCAUUGGAUAGCAGCAUUGGGGAAAUUAUUGAUUUGCAAUUCUUGGGUAAUUAUAGAAGGCCGACUAUCGCAAUUCUUUCCCAAACGAAGCGAACAUGGACUGGUCUUCUACCGGUCCAAAAGGACAACGUUCAAUUCACUGUUUUAUCUCUCAAUUUGCGAGCACAGUCAGCAACAACCGUUUUGAAGGUUGAGAAUUUGCCUUAUGACAUGGACAGAAUUUAUCCUGUCCCGGGACCAAUUCAUGGAAGUUUGCUAUCUGGAAGCAACGAAAUUAUUCAUGUUGAUGGUGGUGGUAUUCUACGUCGAAUUGCUUUGAAUGAGUACCUUGCAGAUAUCACAAACACGCUGCGUGCCUUCACGGAUCAACUGUCAUUCAAUCUUAAACUAGAAAAUUGUGUAUUUGUCAAGAUUCCAAACGAGACAAAACUUCUCAUGCUUCUAAAGAAUGGCCAAAGCUAUUGCGUAACAUUCGAUAUGGAUGGUAAGACCAUUAAACGAAUGGUGGUUGAGGCUUUUGAGUCUGAAUCAUUCCUGCAAUGGCAACUUCAGCUCCCCGGCGAAAUUGCUCUGUUAGAUGAUGAUUUGCUUUUCUUUGCAAGCAAUGCGUGCGAUGCGGCAUUGGUUAAGAUUAGUUCGUCAGACAUGUCGACGUCCGUUGAACUAAAUGAUAAUGUCAAAAGUGCUAACGAUGAUGAUGACGACGAUUUUUAUGAUGACUUGGAGGACAGCAAAGCAACCAAUGGAUCGAAGAGUGGAAGGUUGGAGCUCAAACACUACGAUUCACUUUCCAACAAUGGUCCGAUCUCCAAUUUUACUCUCGGCAAUUACAGCAGAGAGCGGUACGUCACCAAUUUGCCGAACCCAGAUUACAAUCUGAUAUCCAUUUUUUCUACUGGUGGUCUUAACGAAUCUAGUCAUGUGAACAUUUUCACCCCUACUGUGCAACCUGAAAUUAAAACGUCACUCACGUUUUCUCAGCUCAAUCGUCUUUGGACGCUCAACAACAAGUAUCUCAUAACUUCUGACGAUCCUAACAAUAAGUCAGAAAUUUUUGAUAUUACACAAUCUUAUGCUCGUUUACCAGCAAAGCAAUUUAUUCAUGAUGAGCUCACGGUGGCGAUGCAUGAAUUGAAUAAUGGAAACUUCAUACUUCAAGUGACUCCGAAGCAUGUUAUAUUAUUCAACAAUAAGUUUAAAAGGAUCGUUACAUUGGAUGAGCAACUACAAGAAUUUUCAGAUGCGGAUAUAAUAACAAGUGUGUUUGAUGAUGGGUUUCUAAUGCUAUUCCUCUCCACAGGAGAGUUGUUGAUUUUUACAAUCAAUACAUAUAGCAAAUCUUUCACUCGGAUUCCUUUACCGAAGUUAUUGGAUGACGUUCUUAUUACUACGGGAUACAUUACCAAUUCUAGGCUUCUCAAUGCUGUGACUAAAGAUCUUUCACUUCUCACCAAUAGGGGUCAAAAGCGUCGCCGAGAUGGAGAACAGACAUUGAAGGAAGGAGGCAAGGAUGAUCCCAAGUCCAAAAUUUUUCUCGUUGUUACUGGUGACAACAGAAUUGUCGUCUUCAACAGAUUCCAUAAUGAGAAGUGCUUUCAGUUAAACUCGGUUAACAAAUUCAGUGAUUUGGUUUCUCUUGGUUUUUUCGACAUCAAUGCAGGUGAGCCUGACCCAGUUAUCAAGCAGGUGGUUCUCAAUGAUUUGGGUGAUGAAACAAGCAAAGAAGAAUACCUCACCAUUUUGACAGUUGGUGGUGAAAUAAUAUGUUACAAACUAUUCUACGAUGGAGAGAAUUACAAAUUCCUCAAGGAUAUGGAAACCCCUAUCACGGGUGCACCACACAACGCAUAUCCCGAAGGUACCUCGAUCGAAAGAAGAUUGGUAUUCUUCCCAAACAUAAGUGGUUUCACUUGCAUUCUAGUCACGGGAAUUGUGCCGUAUUUUAUUGUCAAAGGUAGGAAGGCAAGUGUUAGGGUCUUCAAGUUCCUGAAUAUUCCGAUUGUGUCGUUCGUCCCCUUUAGUGACGACAAACUUCAAAAUGCCCUCAUCUAUCUCGACACAAAAAAGAAUGCCAGAAUUGUUGAGAUUCCUAAAACGUUCAACUAUGAGAAUAGACUUCCAAUGAGACGUGUCAAUAUUGGAGAAACCGUCAAGUCGAUAGCCUACCACGAGGGAUCGCACACCUUCGUCUUGGCCACUCUUAAGAAUAUCCCCUACAAUUGCGUCGAUUUUGAGGGAAAUCCUAUAUUUGGCUUGAAACCUAACAAGCCACGAGAGGUAUCCUAUAAAGGACUGAUAAAACUCUUGUCACCAAAGAAUUGGAGCUUCAUUGAUUCUAUCGAAUUAGAAGAAAAUGAAGUAGCUUUGCAUCUCAAAACGAUGCCUUUAGAUGUUGGCAGCUCCGUGAAGCGUUACAAAAACAGAAAAGAAUUUGUUCUCGUUGGUACCGGCAAAUACACUACGGAGGAUCUUGUGGCCAAUGGAGCUUAUAAACUUUUAGAAAUCAUUGAUAUCAUUCCUGAGCCUGGUAGGCCGGAAACAAAUCACAAAUUCAAGGAGUUUACCCACGAAGAUAUCCGUGGUGCUGUUACUUCGUUAUGUGAUGUAACUGGCCGUUUUCUCAUUGCACAGGGCCAAAAAAUUAUUGUCCGGGAUAUCAAGGAUAACAGCGCUGUGCCCGUCGCUUUUCUCGAUACUGCAGUGUAUGUGACAGAGACGAAGUCAUUUGGGAAUUUUGUGCUCCUCGGAGAUACGCUUAAAAGUGUUUGGCUAGCUGGUUUUGAUGCUGAACCGUUCAGAAUGCUCAUGUUGAGUAAGGAUGUUCAUGGCCAUGAUGUUGCAUGUGCAGAUUUCAUUGUGAAAGAUGGUGACCUUCAAGUUGUGAUUGCAGACAGUGGCGGUAUAUUGCACACUCUACAAUACAACCCAGAAGAUCCCGCGUCGUCCAAUGGUCAAAGACUUCUUCACAAGGCUACGUUCAACACAAACUUCUCCGUAUCUUGCAUGAAAAGUAUUCCAAAGUUCGAGCAGUUCAACCAGUCAGUGUCUAGUGAAAGGCAAGCCUUCCAAACUAUUGCGUCAACUGCAGAGGGUGCAUUUUUCACAGUAUUCCCCGUCGACGAAGCGAUCUACCGAAGACUCUACAUUUUGCAACAACAAUUGAUAGACAAGGAGUUUCACCCUUGUGGAUUGAACCCCAAACUGAACCGUCUAGGAAAUCGAAGUGUAACUGAUGGAACUUCGCGGCCACUUCUAGACUGUGAGUUGAUUCGGCGCUACGCAAAAUUGAACGAUGAUAGAAAGCAGACCUUGGUGCAAAAAAUUGGCUCACAUGCUGAGGUGGAGCUUUGGAAAGAUUUGGUCGAGAUGGAAAAUGUUCUUAAUAUUCUAUAG
Messenger RNA from Candidozyma duobushaemuli, 5124 nucleotides. RefSeq names its product cleavage/polyadenylation factor CFT1. Gene Ontology annotation, molecular function: protein binding; nucleic acid binding. Bases 1 to 5124 code for a protein of 1707 amino acids. Lineage: Eukaryota; Fungi; Ascomycota; Pichiomycetes; Serinales; Metschnikowiaceae. The transcript is spliced from 2 exons. Gene Ontology annotation, cellular component: nucleus; mRNA cleavage and polyadenylation specificity factor complex. The record is from RefSeq and is a predicted model, not a curated record.